This is a messenger RNA of Seminavis robusta, 777 nucleotides long. The record is from the annotation of a GenBank genome assembly. Lineage: Eukaryota; Bacillariophyta; Bacillariophyceae; Naviculales; Naviculaceae.
AUGUCGUCGACCAUCCUGUACAAGUUCCGGUCGGGGACGACCUUUGAAGCCUUGCCGCUGCCUGGAUCAGCGGCGCGGCUAUUUGAUGUCAAGAAGGCCAUUGUGACUGCCAAGAAAUUGGAUGCUGGGACAAUGGACUUUGACCUUUCUGUGCGUAACGCGGCGACAAAUGAAGAGUACACGGAUGAAUCCAUGUUGCUGCCCCGAGGGACUCGUCUCGUGGUUCAGAGAUUGCCCGCUGCUAAAGGACAAGGAUUCUUGGCUCGCAUGGCUCGCAAUCAAUACGGAAUGCCUCCCAGUGCUCCAAGUGCGCCUGGAAGUGGUGGGGCUCCCAGUGGAUUUUACGAAAUUGAUUCGCGAGCCAGAGAUGACGACGAGGAAUUUGUUUCGAGUGAAGAUCAAGAAUUGGCGUUGCUCAACGCGGCCAGAGACACGGCCUCGGCGAAUCCAGCUCCCGGUGGGUUGAGACCCGCCACCACUGGCAAUUUUGGGCGAACAGCAGGUCAAGGACCUCCACAGCAUCACCAUCAGCACCAAGGCGGCCAGCAACGUCAAAUGAAACAGAGACAAAAUGCAGACCCAGAGAUCCGGGAACAGGAGAAGAAAUUGGUGGGACGAAAGAGGGCCACGGGAAUUCCCAGGACCUUUCUGAAUCUGAGCGCCCCGCCCACGACGGAAGCCAAGGAGGGCGAAGGAGAAGAGAACAAUGCCCCUCUCCUUCAGCCAAACACUCUUGGUUUUGAAGAAUUGAAGCAACGAGCUGGAGCGUGGCUUUGA